GAGAAGGAGGAGGGCGGCGGGGGGUGGGGGGAGCGGAGCGGAGCCGCCGGGGCACCCAGCGGAUCCCCAGCGCCCGCUUAACCGCUGGGAGCACCCCGCGGGCCCCCCCCCCCCCGGUGAAGGGAGCGGGGCGCGGCGAGGGGGGGGUGGGGAGGAAGGCCGGGAGCGGCCCCCGCCACUAAACCACCACCACCAUCAUCAUCAUCAUCAACCACCGCCAAACCAUCACCACCAUGUCCGGGCGCGGCCACAACAAGCUGCCGACCACCGAGCGCAUCGUCAAGGCUGUCCCGUUUCCUCCCACGCAGCGGCUCACUCUGAAGGAGGUGUUUGAGGAUGGGAAGCCUAGGCUUGACGUCUUGAAGAGCCACUUGGUGAAGGAAGGACGCCUGGAAGAGGAUGCGGCGCUGAAGAUCAUCAAUGAUGGGGCUGCCAUCCUUAGGCACGAGAAGACAAUGAUUGAAGUGGAGGCUCCGAUCACAGUGUGCGGUGACAUUCAUGGGCAGUUUUUUGACCUGAUGAAGUUGUUUGAAGUUGGAGGAUCACCCAAUAACACCCGCUACCUCUUCCUGGGAGACUACGUGGACAGAGGCUACUUCAGUAUAGAGUGCGUGCUGUAUUUAUGGAGUUUAAAGAUAAAUCAUCCCAAAACAUUGUUCCUCCUUCGAGGGAACCAUGAGUGCAGGCACCUCACAGAAUACUUCACCUUUAAGCAGGAAUGUCGAAUCAAGUAUUCGGAGCGAGUGUAUGAUGCGUGUAUGGAUACAUUUGACUGUCUUCCUCUUGCUGCCCUCUUAAACCAGCAAUUUCUGUGUGUUCACGGAGGGCUGUCUCCAGAAAUCACGUGUCUAGAUGACAUUAGGAAAUUAGACAGGUUUAAGGAGCCUCCAGCCUUUGGUCCAAUGUGUGACCUGCUGUGGUCCGAUCCAUCAGAGGAUUACGGCAAUGAGAAAACGUUGGAGCAUUUCGCCCACAACACUGUUCGAGGCUGCUCUUAUUUCUACAGUUAUCCUGCAGUUUGCGAAUUUUUGCAGAACAAUAGUUUGUUAUCUGUAAUCCGAGCUCACGAAGCCCAGGAUGCUGGGUACCGAAUGUACAGGAAGAGCCAGACAACAGGCUUUCCGUCAUUAAUCACAAUCUUCUCUGCACCAAAUUACCUAGAUGUCUAUAACAACAAGGCUGCUGUACUGAAAUAUGAAAACAAUGUCAUGAACAUCAGGCAGUUCAACUGUUCCCCUCAUCCGUACUGGCUUCCAAACUUCAUGGAUGUCUUCACAUGGUCUUUGCCUUUUGUAGGGGAAAAGGUCACAGAAAUGCUCGUUAACAUCCUCAACAUAUGCUCCGAUGAUGAGUUGAUUUCAGAUGGUGAUGAGACGUUGGAAGAUCACUACAUUUCAAGCUAUCAGAAAGGUACCCAGCUAGAAUUUGCUACAAGCUUAAUUUUCACUGCCUGUGCCACCAGAUUCCUUGGAGUGGAUUUGAAUAGCUGACUAGUUGGGCAGUCUCUUCAUCCCCUUUCAGUUUUAACAUAAGCGCCGUGUGUUUUUUAACCCUUCUGCGUUCCCCCAGGAACUUGAGAAACGGGGUCACGUUUCUAUCUGACUUCUGAAUGCAGCCACUUAGUGCAUGGCUGAGCCAUCGGUGCAUGUUAGACCUCCGGUUUGGCUUGUACUGUCCUAAUGUGUAGUUGGGCCAUGUGAGGAAUCUCAGCUGAGAGGAGAUGUAUUUGUUACCUCUUUUACUUUGAUUUUUUUUUUUUGUUGUUUCGUUUUCAGUUACCCUCCAUGCUUUUCUCUCCUGUUCGGUCUGUAUAGCGGAAGGGGAGUUCACAUAUCUCACUUUGUGUUUGUGUGGGGUCAAAGCAGAGUUGCAAGGCUCCGGCCAGCCGUUCACUGUGCGCGUUGGAUGCCAAAGCUGAUGCUUGUGUUGACACUCCUCCCCGCGGCGAGCACAGCCCGGUGUCUGCAGUGUUCAUCCGCAGUCAGAUUCGUCAGUGUUCUGCCUUGCAAAACUGUGUCUACAUGGCUGAGUCAUUUGUGUUACAUCCUGUGUAGUGUGAUCAAACCUGGUGAGCUUCGAACGAGACCUACCCGAUCCGUUUCCUUUGGUGGUUCUACUCUCUUUAGACCUUUAAGUCCGUGUGUCAUCUCGUUGGUGUUGCCCUUCUCACUGCCAUCCCGACCGCCAUCCUCUCAGCACUGUUCUCUCAAGAGCGUAGCUGUGAAUCUGUAAACCAUGAUUUCUUUUCCUGGAGUCAGGCAGGUGCUUCAUAUUGACGUUACCUGUGCCUGGAAAGCAGGAAACCUUGGACAUGCUGGUGUUUGUUUUUUUCUCUC
This is a messenger RNA of Tyto alba (common barn owl), 2336 nucleotides long. It is a transcript of the gene PPP3CC, whose product is annotated as protein phosphatase 3 catalytic subunit gamma. Gene Ontology annotation, biological process: calcineurin-mediated signaling. Gene Ontology annotation, cellular component: cytoplasm; calcineurin complex. NCBI's taxonomy places the organism in Eukaryota, Metazoa, Chordata, Aves, Strigiformes, Tytonidae. Gene Ontology annotation, molecular function: calmodulin binding; calmodulin-dependent protein phosphatase activity. The record is from RefSeq and is a predicted model, not a curated record. The transcript is spliced from 11 exons. Bases 234 to 1490 code for a protein of 418 amino acids.